This is a messenger RNA of Pomacea canaliculata, 4240 nucleotides long. RefSeq lists its product as uncharacterized. The record is from RefSeq and is a predicted model, not a curated record. Bases 778 to 2343 code for a protein of 521 amino acids. The transcript is spliced from 5 exons. Gene Ontology annotation, cellular component: membrane. Lineage: Eukaryota; Metazoa; Mollusca; Gastropoda; Architaenioglossa; Ampullariidae.
CCACUCCAAGGUCUGCGGGGCUCAAACCGCUACAACAACUGGGACAUUGCGCCUGCAGCCACCCAAUUACAUGCCCUUGGCAAAAGGCAAUUUACCUCCCCUUCUUCGAUACCCAGACAGCCAAGCGCGUGCGAGAGGGAGGGAGUAAAGGAGGAGGAGGAAGGGAAUUUGGUCUGAAGACGGCUGGCUACCAGCUAACAGCUAACUAACACCUGGGCUUUCGCUUUUAUCCUCGCGCCGUCUGUCUGUCACAAGGUAGCUGCAGUCGCGAGGUUACUUACCCUCGUCAGGUUAGUCGUCUGCCACAGGGUCCAAGUGAUCGCGCGUUGUAGGUCGGAUCCCCGCUUCGGCGCGCACCUGGCCCGCGUGUCGGCGUCGUCGCGACAGGUGUAAAGCCGCUGUCGUCGCCGCAGUGACACAACAUUUGUCCUCGGUCCGUGAUGGUAGUCUGGAGUUUGCCGAACUUCUGCGUGGAUUUUCCCCGACAGUCCGUACUUCUCUCUCUCUCGGUGUGUGUCAGCAGCAGGAAGCACCGCAUCACCCGUGACAGGGAAGGUGUGAGUGGAUGAGUGGAUUCGAGGAGAGAAAAUACCUGACGCCAGGACUUACUGUGCUUCAGUCGUGUCAUAAGUGAUGUUUGGGUUUAGAGGAUCGUUUUUGUGAGAAUUAUAUUACUGCUUCGUUUAAGUGAUAUCUCGAUAGAAAAAACAAAAGCAGGAUGUGAUUCCCGUGGACAGCAAAGCUUUACAACAGCCUGCUGAUUCCACAAAAAUUGAAAUGGCUGGCGGCGGCAUCGUCGUCCUGCUCGUCUUCGUGUCGUCGUUAUUGCCACUCUCUUACGGCGCGCGACACGGUUGCUCCUUUGUCCGCUCCCACAAGGGUCAACAGUGCGUGUACAACAUCCACCUGACAGAGAGCCACAGCGACUGCAGCCAUGCGGGACUACAGGACCGCGUGGAGAUGGACGUGCAGAACGACUACGAGCACAAGAUCGACAACAUGAAACGGGACUUCACCUUCCUUAAAGACGAACAUGAAAAGAGACUGAAGGAACUAGAGGGCACGGUCAGGGACCUGCUGGGACAGGACGCUUCGUCCCCUAGCAUCCUGCAGAUCCCGACCAAAGACCUGGACCUACCUCUCAAGCCACAAGCCUCCAACCGCUACGAAGGCGACCACGUGCUGACUCGACUCCAUGACGAGUUUGGCAAGCUCCGACAGACGCUCAAGGCGAAGACCGAGGAGCUGAUGGACGCGCAGAUGAGGGUCAAUGAGACGGAAAAGAUGCUGCAGCAGCGCCAGAUGGACCUGCUGGACGCCAACCAGGAGCUGUUCAACGCCGAGAACAAGAUUGCAGUGCUGGAGCGCGAACGGGCGGUGCUGAAGAAUCAGCUCAAGGACCGCAACUACAAGCUGGACGUGUCCUCGGGCCGCCUGACGGAGUGCGAGACCAAGCUGACAGACCAGCAGAAUCAGCUGCUGGAAGUCAUCCGCUCGGAGAACCUGCUGAAGGAGGAACUGAUGACCUGCCAGGUCAUCCUGAACAAGACACAAGCGGAGAACGAGAAGCUGGAGAGCCGCCAUGAGGCACUGCAGGCGCGCCAUGCCUCGGUCAAGAACGUGCUGACCAUCAGGGAGCGAGAGCUGAUAGACUGCUACUCGGCCAAGACACAGACCUUCUGUGGCUUCGAGGACAAGUUCCUGUGUGGCUUCAUUCAGACCAAUGACACCUCAGAUUUCUUCGACUGGGAGUGGGGUGAGGGCGGCACACCUUCCCAAAACACGGGACCGACCGGCGAUCACACCUGUGGGUCGAACAAAGGUCACUUCAUGUUCAUCGAGGCCUCCGCCAGGGGGCGCGGAAAGAACGCCAUCAUCUACUCGCCGCUGUACCGCGGGCUGGUGGAGCAGUGCGUUCAGUUCUACUACCACAUGAACGGCCGCCAUAUUGGCACGCUCAACGUCUAUGCGCAGGCUCGUGGCGCUGGACUUGCUUCUGUCUGGCGUGCCUAUGGCAACCAGGGCGACAUCUGGUCAGUGGCAAGGCUGGCCAUUCCCAAGGAGCUUGCCAGGGCAGGUUACCAGAUCGCUUUCGAGGGCAUCACUGAAAACGGUUUCCAAGGUGACAUGGCUAUUGAUGACGUCAGCGUGGCCGACGGGCCGUGUCCCGUGGAGCAGGGCAUCCAGACGGUUCAGGUGCAGUUCAACGAUACGACGACCUCCCUCAUCGACGAUGGCAAAAACUUCGCUCGAAACAUUAGGAAGGGACGGCUUGCCCGCAUCUUUAAGAAGAAAGGAGAGAACAAUGCAGAGGAGAAACUCGUCGACAAAGGACAAGAGUGAUCCCCCUUUACAGCUUGCACUUCUCUCCCCCAACAUCGCUUAUAGAGGACAUCGCUUCAUCGACUGACACUUUGCAAAGAGUUCUGGUCAAUAGACCGAAGAUAAUUCUUUAUCAAAAUAGCAGAAAACAGACUGCUAACACACAGGGCACUCUUUUUGUAAGAAAAACUGAAUUUAACCCAUUAUUUGAACAGGGCUUCUAGAUUCUGCUUUGUGUAUUUGUGGUGCUUUGGUCUUUUGGACAGACCGCGAGAAACUUUGCCUACUUCAUUUUAGAAAAUGUAUUUUAUACCCGGUCUGGCUAACAGUCUGCGAGUGAUUUUGUCGGAAAGUUGUACUAAAACACUUACUAUGCUUGUGGAAUUCAUGACACGAUGAAAGACGACUCAGCAUGGCCUCCAGUUCAGAAUCGUUGGUUUUUAUAAGGACUCUGACUCUUGUAACAUAUUUUGAAGUGUCUUCACAUUCAAAGAACGACUCAGAGGGUCCUCAGAGUUUUACAAACUCUUCAGAGCCUAAAAUCGUUUGCUGGUGACAAUUUGUACACAAACUGUUAUUAGUGAGAUUUAGUUUUCAAUCUCUUUGGUCGCCUUUCACCUGUCUUUGCUCCUCAGGUAACUUAUUUUCAGCUUCAGAUUUGAAAUUUGUAACAGUAACACAGUAACAAUUAUCCUACUUGUGCUUUAAAGCUGCGAGAGUUUUAAUUUGUUGCCUUUCAGAAUAAAAAUUUUUGCCAUGCGUUGCCAUUUCUAAUUUAACAAAAAAAAAAUUUUUAGUGGAUGUCAUCAGUUGAGUCCUUAGCCUUGUCACUGUUGUAUUAACAGAAGAUAUCUUCAUGGAGCGUGCGCAGAAAAAUUCUUAAAAAUACUUAAUUAUAAAGUCUUGCCCUCUUGGUUCCAGUCCUUCAAAAGGUCUUCAUUGCUUGUUGCAUUCUCAGUGUUUUGAGUUCAGAUUUUCUCCUUUGAUUUUUGGUGGUCUGUAAAUGUAAUUGUGUCAGGUCCGUGCCAUUCAUAACAACAUAAACAAGGACACGGCCAUGUUUACCAAAGUUCCACGAAGUCUGCAGUAAGCUACAGUAUGUCUAGACUCCACGAUGUUUAUGAUACUGAGAAGUUCAAAGUCGUCUGCUUAGCAGCAAUAUUAAAUAUUCUUGAUUUAAUUACUACUAAGUGUAGUCUUAUCUUCAAUAUGAUUGCUAAGUGUUGACAUUUUAGUAACAUAGAGGAAAAUAAAUGAGGCAGCUACUAUAUUUUGAAUAGAACUAUCCCCUCCCCUAAUUUCUCCACUUCUCGUAUUCUGGGAUUUUUUAAUCAAGUAAAACAGAUGGAAGAUAAUUUAACAGUUAAAAUUUUGUAGACGUGUAAACAACAUAAUACUGGAGUGACUGGCAGAUGGGCUUUCUAAGACGGGUUAUCUGCUUGUUGUUUUUAUCUAUGUCCUGUGUUUUCUGUUGUUGUUUUUUCUCAUCAACAAGAUUAUUCGAAACCUUCUUAUUGGCUUAAUGAAUAAAGUAUUUCUUCUUUUUUCUCCUUUCUUCCUUUUGUACAUUAUGACAUCUCCGACCUCGUUUUACCAGUGGCUUCCUAAUUUUAGAUAUAUUUUAAAUUGAUGAUAGCAGGACGGCGCAGUUUAUGUAUUUGUCAUGUUCUCUUUGUUGAUCCCACAUACACAAACAAUAAUAGUCCAAAUAAUUACCUUGUACCUUAUUAAUUAAACUGUUUCAUUUAGUAAUUUUUGAUUCAUUUAUAUUUACACUUUUUAAAAUGUCUCGCUGUCGCCAGUGAUAUUAAAAGUGAGUAGUGUUGCCUUUGACUGUCACCGUUUGAUACCCGUGAGCGUUGCUGGGUGCAGUCUGUACUCACUGUAACAACCAACGAAUAAUAAAGCUGGAACAAUC